Molecule: messenger RNA, 1020 nt
Organism: Eucalyptus grandis
Lineage: Eukaryota; Viridiplantae; Streptophyta; Magnoliopsida; Myrtales; Myrtaceae
Product: disease resistance protein RML1B-like
Exons: 4
Coding region: 1-1020 (339 amino acids)
Biological process (GO): defense response
Source: RefSeq, a predicted model, not a curated record
AUGGAUGAAAUUAUGGAGCAGUUAGAUCUAGUAGCAUUUGAUGUGAGAUUCAUCGCGAUUCAUGGGGCUCACUUGAUCAAGACGAGGCUCCAUGGGAAGAAAGUCCUCAUUGUUCUUGAUGACAUUGACAACCGAGAUCAAAUCAUGAGACUUGUUGGUAAGCCAAACUGGUAUAGUGAGGAGAUGAAUUGGGAUGAUGCUCUUCAACUUUUUUGUGAGCGUGCCUUGGGAUGUGCCAAGCCUCCGGCUGAUUACAUCGAUAUUUCAGAAAAGGUAAUCAAUGCACUUGGAAGACUUCCAUUGGCUCUUGAUGUUGUAGGUUCCACACUCCGUGGAAAAUGCCAAAGGACAUGGAAAAAUGUUCUAUCUAAGUUAAAGAAGGUGAUGAACGAGGAUGUCAAGAAGAAGUUGAUGAUAAGCUAUGAAGCAUUGGACCCUAAUCAGCAACAAAUAUAUCUUGAUAUUGCAUGUUUCUUCAUUAAUCGGGAGAAAACAACUGCAAUUAAAUAUUGGGAUGCGGUUUUUGGGUAUCCCACCGAAAUCGAAGUCAAUAUCCUCACACGUAUGUCUCUGAUAAAGAUCAUAGACUACGAUGAAUUGUGGAUGCAUGACCAACUUAGAGACCUCGGGCGAGAUAUUGUCCACCGGGAAAGUUGCAACAUACGUUUAAGGGGUAGUAGACUAUGGUUACCCAAGGAUGCCUUCCAUUUGGUGCAAAGAAAAAAGGGAACUAAGAACAUAGUGGCACUUAAUCUCGGUACACCUGAACCGGAUACAACGUAUAGAUUUAAACACAAGGAAUUUGCAAGGAUGGUCAAUCUUAGAUUCCUUCAAUUGGACCAUGGAAACUUCCAAGGAGACUUUAAGGAUCAUUUCUCCGAGUUAAGAUGGCUCUCUUGGCGCAAUUGCCCAUCGAAAUUCCUUGCUGCCAACUUUGGGUUGGAGAACCUAGCAGUUCUUGAGCUUUCUGGGAUUAAUAUUACUAAAGACUGGGGAGGAUGGCGUCAAAUCAUGGUAUGA